AUGGAUUAUGAUUUGUCGAGUACUAUAAAAGCAGCACGACGUUACAGCGUCAUAACAACUGUCGAAUCGAUGACGACAACUAGUAAGGUCAACAUUAUGUGUUUGUCCUCUGCAAGUCAAACGCCGGCCGGCAAAAAAAAACUGAAACUGAUCGAAGCGGCAAGUCAAGGUGAAGAUUGUGAGGAGGAUGCCGACUAUAUGUUCAGGAAACUUGAGGAAGAAUAUGAUAGAUGUGGACUCAAUAUCAACCUCACAAAAACCGAAUACCUGAAAGUACGAGAAGAACAAACUGAAGAUCCUGAACUACACAUACAUGAAAUUAAAAGGUGUAGCAAAUAUAAAUAUUUAGGAAGUAUUAUAUCUGAUGAAGGGGGGGAUUCUAAGAAAGAUAUACAUAGUAGAGGUCAACAAGGUAAGAAAGUAAUCGGUCUUUUAAACCCUCUCCUGUGGUCAAAUAAAACAUCCAUUCAAACAAAGCUAAGGAUUUACAAAGCAAUGGUAGAGCUCAUUUUAACAUACGGUGACGAAUGCUGGCAUUUUACAUCAAAAGAAAGAAGGUUGGUCGAGUCAGUGGAGAUGGACUUUCUCAGAAGAGCGUGUCGAAUAUCAAAGAUGGAGCACAUUAAAAAUGAGGAGAUCAGGCAAAGAACAAGACGAAUAUAUACCAGCACCGACAAUAUCGAGUCGAGACAGCUAAUAUGGUUUGGGCACGCAAAAAGAAUGGGAGGGGAAAGAUGGCCAAAAAGGGCAAUGGAGUAUCGUCACCAAAGCAGAAGGAAAAGAGGAAGACCUACAACUACGUGGUUAGAUGGAGUAGACCAGUACAUGAGAGAUAGAGCUAUUAACCAGGAAGAAUGGCAAAAUCGAACAAUAUGGAGGUCGAAAUGCGGGAUGCGGCAGAAGCUGAAAUAG
Sitophilus oryzae (rice weevil) is the source of this 912-nucleotide messenger RNA. RefSeq lists its product as uncharacterized. The coding region runs from base 1 to 912 and encodes 303 amino acids. The transcript is spliced from 3 exons. Lineage: Eukaryota; Metazoa; Arthropoda; Insecta; Coleoptera; Curculionidae. The record is from RefSeq and is a predicted model, not a curated record.